AUGAUGAUGAAGCUCGGUGGACUUAUCUUGGGCACUCUUGUAGCAACAAGUGCAGCACAUCCCCAGAAUAUUCCUGCAGCUAGUGUCCAUGCACGCAGUGUGACUUCUCCUGCUGUCGUCACAGCCGCAGGCACCACAGCUACCACUGCCACAUCAACUUCCACUUCCUCGACUUGCACGGCCGGUGACACCUCUACCACCGAUGGCGUGCAGGCAAUUCUCGAUUCUACCGGUGCCAUCGACUGGUUAGAUAUAAUGUUCGACAGCAUGCCAAAUGGUGAAAGCGACUGGGUCAACUCCCUCUGGGAAAUUGUUUUCCCUGACGAAGGCACAUCUCCCUUGACUGGCUGCGGAGACAUUGGUAGUGACUGUGAUCCAUCCUCCAUGUGUUCAGCAUAUUCCUCUCAAAUGGCAUACUGGGUCUUUCGAUCAGUUUCCAUCCUGCACAGCAAAGUCAAUGUUGUCCAUGACAAGCUUCUUUGGACUGGCUGGCUAGCUGGGUUGUCGAUCGACCAGAUCGCCAAGGACUUUUCUUCUGUCUCUCCUGAUCAAACAUGGGCGAAGUGGAUUUCUGCAGCUUUCAGUAUGGCAGGCGGGAUUGCGACCGGUAUUGAUUUGAGCAAACCUCUUCGUGGAAUGGUCGGAUUCGCUGCUGCUGGAUUGACAGACGUUAGUCUGACCAACACCGGAGGUGAUAGUGUUGAUGUAACCUCAGUGGAGAACACGCUGAAGAAUAUCGUUGGUGCCGCGGGGAACUAUGUCUCCAGUAUCCUGCAGAAUGCGACUGGAAAUGGCGACUCUACGACACUUCCAAUCUAUACAUAUACUACUUAUGAGCAUGGCACUUCCCGAUUUUUCGCAGACAGCACAAUCUUGGUUGAUGAGAAUAAGGACAAUUCAUCCUUCACGGCGGCCUACGACAACUUUGCGGAUAACAUCGAGAAAAAGCUAGUCGAUGUCGCAAUGAAGACGGCUUGGCCAGAAAAUGAUCACGACUGCAGUGAUGGCGACCCCUCGACGUGUGUUUCUGAUGCCUGGCAAACCCCGUACAAUGCCAACAACCAGAUGGAUACCGGUGUCUAUACCAAACUGACAGACACAUAUGGCUUCGACUUGAAGGCUUACUAUACCUCAUUGAUCGAUUGCUAUCUCAAUGGGAACGAUGAGGUUGACGUGACGGUUACCACGAACAAUGGGCAAAUUCCGCGGUGCUUCUACAGCGGAUAUGUUAGAAGUGGAUACUGGUACGACGACGGAACACUUAUGUUAAAUCUAUUCUUCAACGAUUUCUGA
This is a messenger RNA of Penicillium cosmopolitanum, 1293 nucleotides long. RefSeq lists its product as uncharacterized. The record is from RefSeq and is a predicted model, not a curated record. The coding region runs from base 1 to 1293 and encodes 430 amino acids. The transcript is spliced from 5 exons. Lineage: Eukaryota; Fungi; Ascomycota; Eurotiomycetes; Eurotiales; Aspergillaceae.